Molecule: messenger RNA, 1224 nt
Organism: Trichoplax adhaerens
Lineage: Eukaryota; Metazoa; Placozoa; Uniplacotomia; Trichoplacea; Trichoplacidae
Exons: 6
Biological process (GO): glucocorticoid biosynthetic process; cellular response to peptide hormone stimulus; cholesterol metabolic process
Cellular component (GO): mitochondrial inner membrane
Molecular function (GO): iron ion binding; heme binding; oxidoreductase activity, acting on paired donors, with incorporation or reduction of molecular oxygen
Source: RefSeq, a predicted model, not a curated record
CAAAAAUAUGGUCCAGUCUUUCGUGAUAAAAUUGGACCUUUAUCGUAUGUAUUUGUUUAUAAGCCAGAAGACGUCGCUAAGGUUUUCCAAGCGGAAGGGAAGUAUCCUGCUCGUGGUCCAACGCUACCAUGGUUGAUCUACAGGAAACAACGAAAGAAAGCGAAAGGCCUUCUACUCGCAGAAGGUAAAGAGUGGCGAAAAUUUAGAAGCGUUACAGAUAAAAAGCUACUAAAGGUCAAAGACGUCAGUGCUUAUAGUGACAGAAUCAACAACGUUAUUACUGAUUUUUUCAUACAUCUGGAUAAAAAGCGACAAGAUGAUAAUAUUGAUGGAGAAGUUAGAGAUUUAAAAGAUUCCCUGUAUAAGUGGUCUUUUGAAACUAUCAAUACUAUACUAUACAAUAGAAAACUUGGAACUUUUGAAGAUCCUCCAAAUCCUAUUGCUGAGAAAUUUUAUCGAAGUGUGUGUUCAAUGUUCGAUAAAAGUAAUGAUAUAAUAUCGUUGCCGCCAUAUUAUAAAUAUAUUAAAACUAAACGUUGGAACGAUUACUGUAAAAUAUGGGAUACAAUGUUUGAGACAGCUGAGCAGCUCGUCGACGAGGAGUAUCAGAACUUGCAACAAAGCAUAACUGAAGAUUCGCGUAAAUCCUUCGAUCUUCGUCGGAGCGAAGAAAUAGAAUUUUUACCGUAUGUCCUCCUACGGAGUGAAUUAAACAAGGAUGAAAUUGUGGGAAAUAUCAUGGAUUUAAUGAUUGGUGGAGUAGACACGUCAGCUAAUACAAUGCUAUGGACACUCUAUAUAUUGGGCAAACAUCCGGACAUUCAAGAAAAGUUAUACCAAGAGAUACGCAGUGUACUGAAGAAAGGAGAAUAUCCUGAUAGUUUAUCUGUUCAAAAGAUGCCGUACCUAAGGGGUCUACUAAAAGAAAGUGAACGUAUGUAUCCGAUCGCCAUUGCAACCGUUCGAAUUCUUGAUAAAGACACGGUAUUAGGUGGAUAUCAAGUUCCAGCCAAGACUAAGAUAUUUGUCGGUUACCACAUGAUGUCAUUUGAUGAAUCGUUUCAUGAUGAGCCAACAAAGAUAAAGCCUGAACGAUGGAUAAGAUCGUCUUCUCAACAUCGUUUUAAUCCAUUUAGUCAUACAGCAUUUAGUUUCGGGCCAAGAAUGUGCGUUGGCAGACGCAUAGCAGAAUUGGAGAUGCAACUGCUGCUAGCUAGGGUAAUC